Aspergillus eucalypticola CBS 122712 is the source of this 1518-nucleotide messenger RNA. Its product is annotated as MDR family MFS transporter. The transcript is spliced from 8 exons. Gene Ontology annotation, biological process: transmembrane transport. Gene Ontology annotation, molecular function: transmembrane transporter activity. The record is from RefSeq and is a predicted model, not a curated record. Bases 1 to 1518 code for a protein of 505 amino acids. NCBI's taxonomy places the organism in Eukaryota, Fungi, Ascomycota, Eurotiomycetes, Eurotiales, Aspergillaceae.
AUGAAUGGGCAACCUCGCGAGAAGGGACGCACCCUUGGAAUUGCGCGUGGAGAAAGACUCUUCCACAGACGCGGAAUAGACCCUGACAACGAAGUGAAAGGCCCCAAGCUACUUCUCCUUCACAUUGGUCUCUGCCCCUGCACCUUCCUGGUUGGCUUGGACUUCAAAUUGAUCGCAACGGCGAUUCCAGUCAUUACUUCGGACUUCCAUUCAAUCGGAGAUCUGGGUUGGUAUGGGAGCGCGUUCCUUAUUUCACUAUGUUCCAGCCAGCCCGUUGCCGGCAAAACCUACAGCUUGUUCUCCAAAAAGGUUGCCUACUUGAGCUAUGUUGCCCUGUUCGAGGUCGGGAGUUUUGUUUGUGCCCUUGCUCCAUCAUCCCCAGUCCUCAUAGUGGGAAGGGCUACUGCUGGUCUAGGAGCUUCCGGGAUCUUCGCUGGUGGAUUGGUUAUCUUGACUACCGUGAUCCCGCUUCACAAGCGAGCAGUCUGGACUGGAACCCUAAACUCGACUUUUGCCAUUGCAAGCAUUGUCGGGCCCAUUCUCGGAGGAGCACUUACCCAACAUGUUACAUGGCGAUGGUGUUUCUACAUCAAUCUCCCUAUCGCCGGAUUCUCCGCCGUCGUUAUACUGUUAUUUUCCACUUUGGAUGUCGUUGGCUUCUUGCUCUUUGCUGGCUCUGUUAGCAUGCUGCUAAUAGCACUACAAUUUGGUGGACUCAGUCAGAGGUACUCCUGCCAAUCGGCAAAUAUAAUUGGAUUGUUCGCAGGUGCUGGGGUAGUGACGUGCAUAUGUGUCGGAUGGACAAUUUCAUAUGCAGGAAGCAGCUUUGAUUCCUGCCGACUGUUCACCUCUAGCAGAAAUAUAUCCCUUAUCUGUGCUUCUGCCUUCUUCGCAAAUGGAGCGUUUCAAUGUAUCAUAUACUGGCUUCCCAUCCGUGGUGUCAAGUAUUUGCCCACCGUCAUAUCGGACGUCCUCACCUCCUUAAUCGCGGCGGGUCUGGUGAACAAACUGGGACGGUGGAACCCCUUUCUUACUUUCGCCACCGCAAUGGUUUUCCUUGGUGGUGGGCUUUUGACGACUCUGCAUCCUUCGACAUCCGAUGGUCAUUGGAUAGGAUUCCAGAUUGUAGCCAACAUAGGAGUUCGGGCAUCUGUUCCCCAAGACCUUGUGCCUGUGGGUGCGAUCACCCUUCUCUUCGUCAAUUCCGGAAGCUGUGCCAUAUUCCUGGCUAUUGGUGAAGCGGUCUUCCAAACCCAGCUCAAGAAUAAACUUGCCGAUAUCGCUUCUGCGAUGGUCGCCAAUGAAGUGAUAUCCGCGGGGGCUUCAGGAUGGCGCUCUUUCGUACCCUCUACGGAGACCCUAGUGGUCAUUUCUGUGUACAGUAGUGCUGUGACGCGAGUAUUCUAUUUAACAACAGCGGCACCAGUCCUGUCCUUUCUAUUAGUUACUUGCACGAGGUGGACAUCGACAAAGGAUCAGAGAGCGAAGGAAGAAAACUUAGCAGAAGAGAGCGCUUAG